GCAGCAACUGCUGGGGGAGAAAAGAGCUGUCUUCAGCUGGAGCUGAACAGAGAGGCAGAUGUGAGCUGGUGCCUGGCAGCCCAGGCACAUUGAGCUGCAGCAGGAUGGCCUCCCUGGAGAGAAGGCAGCGGCCGAGGAGGCAGCGGCGGGUGGGACGGUAUGCAGAGGGCCUGGGUGGAGAUGCUCUGGAAAUUAUGGAUUCUGUUAAAAGCUUGGACUGUGUAGAAAGACUGGCACGUAAAUACAUGCAGAAGUGCGUGGUGGAGUCCAGCACGGAGUCAGAGUCUGAAUCCAGCGUGGAGGUCUUGCAUAACCCACUUGCUGAAGGACUCAGGAAGGCAAGAGACUCCAAGGGACUGCAAUUCUUAGAUCCUUAUGACGGUGAUUCAGAAGACACAGCCACUCACUCUGAUUGUAGCUUGAGUUCUCUGAACAGUAUAGAAGUUGCACCGUGGAUGAGCAGUGCUCCAAAAGCAAUGGCUUUCGAGGAUGCUGAUCCUUCAGGGAAUGGAGAGUCCUUCCCUCAACCUCUGGACUGCUCAGAAACUAAAAUUAGUGAUGUUUACAGCCAGAGAGUAAAUGAUGGCAAAUCUCCCCUUGAACUACCUAGCCAGCAGCAGGAUUUCCCAAGAAGCCUGCUGCAAUCCUCUAAGCUGAGGAGAGACACAGAAGUGCUUCCCUCCAUGUGGUUGAUGCCUGACCCUUCCUUACUAGUGGGUGUUAAUCCUUCAGCCCCUGCUCAUCUCCUUGCAAGUGCAGGUGAUAAUUCUCCACAACCCCUGCUAGCAGAUGACUGUGAUGGCACCACUUCCAGACAACCACUUAUUAAAAGAAAAGGGAUCACCAUUUCCGAGAGCGCUGGUGAGAAACGAAGGAAGAAAAUCCGGGCCAUUUGAUUUAAGGUAUGAAUUAAGUAGUUGGAUGAAGUCUUUCAUUCUAGAAGUCAACCUGCUAGGUUUCUUUUGCAAAAGCACCUGAACAAGACUUCAGAUGAUGAUACCAACACAGCUGCUCUGAGAUCCAUCUUGAAGGAUGGAACCAAAUAAACAAGCUUGUGUGGCAAUUUAAAUGAGAAUUAGAUGAGCUUUUUCCAGACCCAGCUGAGAUUGAUGCUUGUGUGCUACUUCAGUGUCUGGGCACCAGAUUCCUGUGUGCUGUGUCUGGAAACAUCUGUUCAGCUUUGGAAGUAUUACAAAGGUAUGUUGAGGAGGGAAGGAAGAACGACUGAAUUGCAAUUGAUUUUACAUAGCUGUUGCUCUUUGUGUUUUUCAUCUGCUGUCUCUAUUUUCCACACAAAUGGACUAUGUUCCCAGAAGUAUAACUGUCUGAAAUAUUUUGGUACCAACUAGCUGUGAAAGGAUUCAUUCUGUAUGACUGGCACAGAAUAACAUACAGAUUUUCCUAAAACUACUAAUAAAGGUGGAAAACCCCUUGCAAGCUACAAGCUUAGUAGUAUUUUACCAUUCCACUAACCUUUGCAUGAUAACUUUUCACAUGCAUCUCUGAUCGCUUCUUGGCCCAAACAAAAAUGAAAUGGGAGCCUUCAGCCACCAUAAAAGCAGCUUAAGAGGAAUGCCUCUUUUUUCUGCUAGCCUCCUCCAUGGGAAUGUUUCUAUGCUUUAGUCACAGAACUAGCUGAG
Lagopus muta (rock ptarmigan) is the source of this 1640-nucleotide messenger RNA. RefSeq lists its product as uncharacterized. The transcript has 6 exons. Lineage: Eukaryota; Metazoa; Chordata; Aves; Galliformes; Phasianidae. The record is from RefSeq and is a predicted model, not a curated record. The coding region runs from base 105 to 896 and encodes 263 amino acids.